This is a messenger RNA of Syngnathus acus (greater pipefish), 3096 nucleotides long. Its product is annotated as voltage-gated potassium channel subunit beta-2. NCBI's taxonomy places the organism in Eukaryota, Metazoa, Chordata, Actinopteri, Syngnathiformes, Syngnathidae. Bases 965 to 2278 code for a protein of 437 amino acids. Gene Ontology annotation, cellular component: voltage-gated potassium channel complex; membrane; cytoplasm. Gene Ontology annotation, molecular function: transmembrane transporter binding; potassium channel regulator activity; voltage-gated potassium channel activity. Gene Ontology annotation, biological process: potassium ion transport; regulation of potassium ion transmembrane transport. The record is from RefSeq and is a predicted model, not a curated record. The transcript has 14 exons.
AGAGUGAGGAUGAGGAGCGACGGGGGGAGAGAGAGAGGGAGAGGUUGCGCCGUGUGUCAUGAACAUUUUGAGGAGCUUCUGGAAAAAGCAAGAAGGGGGGAAAAAUCUUUUUCAAAAUAAUGAUGAAGGGAAGACGCUCACGGUGAGCCUUUGCAGUUGAUUUGCAAUGCUCAGUGCGUUUUGCUGCGUUCCAUUCUGUGCGAGACGAAGAAGCGGGAGAGUCGCGCACGGCUUGCACAGCUGCUGCCGGCAUGUUCGCCGCUGCGCACACUGAAGAAGGUAAUUCCAACAAAAUACAUUUGUGGGAUCUGAUGUAGCUUCCGUCUGUCGUCUCCUCUUUUUUUCUCCCCCCUUCCAUCAAACUGACGGUGCGCGGAGAUGCUGCACGCAUGACGAUGAUGCACUGAAUUUUUGAUGUUAAGCCCGUGUUUUGCCACCUUGCGACAAAAAAAGAAUACGGGAGGAAAAUGCUCUGUUUCGACGCCAAGUGUCAGGAUGUGUGUGUCAUUAUUGCGGCACGCCGGAGAGCUCUCCGGCUCAAGGCGAGAACAACUCACUUCAGCUGAAGAGGAGACAUAAGCCCUAGGAGCCUGUGUGUUCAUAUGCGUGAGCCCCUCUACAAAAGACCCCCCUAAAGCUGCAAGCAAGCUUUCCGUUUUUUUUUUCUCCAAACGUUGACUGCAGUCCUGAUGCAUCUUGUGAAAAGUCAGAGAGCCUUCUGCCAGGUUUGCAUCAGCAGACAGGAGACAGAGCAGACAGCGGCUCUGCAUGUGUCAUGUUAGAGGCUGGACACUUGUCUGCACCCCCUCCCCCUGGAACUCUCAGAGAAAAUCUUUAACCUGGGCUCACCGGUGAGAGACCCCCUCAGGUGGAGCAACAACAAGCAAGCCCUACUAAUUCAAUUGGACAUUUGUCAAGUGAAAGGUUUGACUCCCAAAGUCAUCCCCCGGAAACCAGGGUCAGGAUGCAGGUGUCUUUCGCCUGCACCGAGCACAACCUCAAGAGUCGCAGCGAGGACCGACUUUGUGGCCUUCGCACCGCUCCGCCCCCGGGAGGCAGCAGCGGAGGAGUAGGAGGAGGUGGCGGCGGAGGAGGUGGCGGCGGUGGAGGUGGUAGUGGCGGAGGAGCAGGUGGAGGAGGUGGUGGAGGAGGAGGGAGUGGACAAGAACGCAAUGGCAACUACACCUCCCAAGGGUCGGUCAAGACCAGGGAGGGCCCAGGGUCACGCCAGGCGCCUCAGGGCCACGCGCACAUGAAGGAGGCCAUUGGGCGCCACACUAGUAUGAAGUACAGGAACCUCGGGAAGUCCGGCCUACGUGUUUCCUGCCUCGGCUUAGGCACAUGGGUGACGUUUGGAUCGCAAAUAUCUGAUGUGAUGGCAGAGAACCUGAUGACCUUAGCGUAUGAGAACGGGGUCAACCUAUUUGACACCGCAGAGGUUUACGCUUCUGGAAGAGCAGAGAUCACGCUGGGAAACAUUAUCAAGAAGAAAGGAUGGAGACGCUCAAGUUUCGUCAUUACGACAAAGAUCUACUGGGGAGGCCAAGCGGAAACAGAGAGAGGGCUCUCCAGAAAGCACAUCAUUGAAGGUUUAAGAGGAAGUUUAUCAAGACUCCAACUCGAUUAUGUGGACAUUGUUUUUGCCAACAGAAAUGAUGUCAACAGUCCAAUGGAAGAGAUUGUGCGGGCUAUGACGUUUGUCAUAAAUCAGGGCAUGGCCAUGUACUGGGGCACCUCACGCUGGAGCGCCAUGGAAAUCAUGGAGGCCUACUCGGUGGCCCGCCAGUUCAACUUGAUCCCGCCAGUGUGCGAGCAGGCAGAGUACCACUACUUCCAGAGAGAUAAAGUGGAGGUGCAAUUGCCUGAGCUCUACCACAAGAUCGGGGUCGGAGCAAUGACCUGGUCACCGCUGGCAUGUGGAUUAAUCACUGGAAAGUACAGCGAUGGGGUACCAGAGUGCUCCAGAGCAGCAAUGAAGGGCUACCAGUGGCUGAGGGAGCGGGUGAACAGUGAAGAGGGGCGCAGGCAGCUGGCCAAAAUCAAGGAGCUCCACCUACUGGCAGACAGGCUGGGAUGCACGGCUGCACAGUUGGCCAUCGCGUGGUGUCUUCGCAGUGAAGGAGUCAGCUCAGUGCUUCUGGGUGUUUCAAACACAGACCAGCUAUUGGAGAACCUGGGCGCACUGCGGAUUUUGUCCCAAAUGACUCCCCAAACAGUCACAGAGAUGGACGCCGUGCUGGGAAACAAGCCUCACUCAAAGAAAGAGUCUCGCGCUUGAACUUCCUCCGUCUGAGGAAAAGCAAGAAGAACCACCAAGAAGACAAAAAGACUUUGCUUUUUCUCUGCCGUGUACUCAACAACUUGCAUGUCCUCAGCAACAUUAUGCUUCCAGAAUGAGCGCAGAAACCAUUGUGCGCAAUACAUUGUAUUAUGUAUGGAAACAAAAAAAAAUCUUGCAGUUGUUAAUCAGAACAAAAACAGGUCAUAUUAGUACUCACUGACUGGAAAAUGGUGUCUACAGUAGAGGAGGUCAAAGGCUAAAAUGAGUGGUUCAAAAGCAAAUAUGGACUUGGACUAAGAAAAGGGGAACCUGACUGAGUCAGCGGUGCGUUGGCGACCUCCUUCUAGCUGCAUCUUAAAUGUCUGAACUGUGUGCCCAGCAGCAGAAGAAGAACCGAAGGUGCCGGAAGUUGAUUCAAAUGUGUCGUGCCCAACAUUUGUGUGCAUGCGACUGGUCGGGCAAGGAUUCGAUGCUUUAACCAGUUUGGGCACGAUGGAUUGCUUCACUUGUGAGGUUAAAAAAAAAAAGAUGACAACACAUGCUUUUUAGAAAUAGGCAGAUUACUCAGAGGUAUGAAAAAUGCACUAAGAACGUGAAAUUAUAGUUUACAAAGUUUUGCGGAGAAUUACUGCUCUUAAAGAAAAUGGAUGCAUUUCAAAAAAGUAGCAGACAGUCUUUGGAUUAUCAUGUGUAUUUUCACGCAUUACUUUAAUGGGGUCAAAGCGGGUUGGUCAACGUCCAAGUACAUUUCACAACCCUGCUGGUCUCUUGGCAGUGUCUUUUUUGCCUCAUCUGUGCGCAUGUCCCUUUAAAAA